Messenger RNA from Misgurnus anguillicaudatus (oriental weatherfish), 1866 nucleotides. NCBI's taxonomy places the organism in Eukaryota, Metazoa, Chordata, Actinopteri, Cypriniformes, Cobitidae. The record is from RefSeq and is a predicted model, not a curated record.
CGUGAGCUGACUUUGACCUUUGGCCUUUGCAUUGUACUUAUGUGCUUGUGUGUUUUGCAGGUUUUAUUCACAUUUAACACUCUCAGAUGUUAAAGCAUGCAGGUUUGCAGUCUCACUCUUGUCUUAUACAUCGUCUGAGGUAGGCCUCGCAUCCAGGUGAGCUGACUUUGACCUCUGACCUUUGCAUUGUAAGUAUAUAAUUGUGUCUUUUGCAUGUGCCAUUCACAUUUAACACUCUCAGAUGUCAAAGCCUGCGGGUUUGUAGUCUCACGCUUGUCUUUUACAUAGUCUGUGGUAGGCCUGCAUCCAGGUGAGCUUACUUUGACCUCUGGCCUUUGCAUUGUACCUAUGUGCUUGUGUCUUUUGCAUGUGCCAUCCACAUUUAACACUCUCAGAUGUUAAAGCAUGUGGGUUUGCAGUCUCACUUUUGUCUUUUACACCAUCUGUUGUAGGCCUUGCAUCCAUCUGAGCUGACUUUGACCUGUGGCCUUUGCAUUGUACCUAUGUGCUUGUGUGUUUUGCAGGUUUUAUUCACAUUUAACACUUUCAGAUGUUAAUGCAUGUGGGUUUGCAGUCUCACCUUUGUAUUUUACAGCAUCAGUGGCAGGCCUGCAUCCAUAUGAGCUGACUUUGACCUCUGGCCUUUGCAUUGUAACUAUGUGCUUGUGAGCUGAAUUUCACCUUUUAGCUGUGCAUUUUUAAGGCAGACGCAUCUACACUGUCCUUGUACUGCUUUUACAUGCUUAAUUGACAAUGUCAAGUGAUUUCCUUUCUCUUUUGUUUUCUUUACCAGACACCUAAAUCUGAGUGCCCUUUGUGCCACAAGCAGAUAGUUAAUUUCAAGCAGCACCUGCAGGUGACACAUUAUAUUAAAAACCUGGAGGAGCGCCAGUUGUGGCAAAAGUUGGCAAGGGGCAGGGUUGUCCUUGGUGGACAAACCUGCCCCUUGUGCAACCACUUUUACAAGUGUUUCGAAGCCCAUGUAAUGAAACGCCACGAAGAUGUGUCCAGCGAUGAGAAGAACAACAUAAUCAAGCAGAAGAAGUGGGAGGUCACCAUGAGGGCCUUGGCGGAGCUGGCAUCCAGCAAACCUGCUAUCCCCCUGGUGACCUUGGUGGAGCUGCAGGAAAGUGGAAUUGAGCGAAAUGAUGCCUCCGCUGCCUCCGCUGCCUCCGCUGCCUCCACCACUCCAUCUCCCCCCCCAAGUGAAAUCCCUGCCACGCCUAAUGUCACCUCCCCACCUGACACCUUUUCCCUCAGCCCCGCAGUCACCUCCCCACCUGCCACCUUUUCCCUCAGCCCCACAAUCACCUCCCCACCUGCCAACUUUUCCCUCAGCCCCACAGUCACCUCCCCACCUGCCACCUUUUCCCUCAGCCCCACUGUCACCUCCCCCCCUGCCACCUCAACUAGCCCUGAUUUCCCCAUGUCUUUCUCCCCCUUCCCUGAAUUCCUUCCCACCUUCUCGCCUCCUCCUCCAACCCCCCCCUUUAACCCAGACUUCAACUUGUCACCAUGUGACUAUUAUAUGGAAAGAACCCCCUCCCCUAUAACAAGGGAGGAGGCUGAUCUGAUCGAGGAGCUGUUGGGUAAGUCUUACGUGACAAGUGUAAUCUUAGUGAGGGUACAAUGUUCCAAAAAUUAAACCAUUGCUUUGUUUUAUUGAAGGAAUCCCUUGUGAUGUGGGGAGGAUCGAGGAGCAACCACGUAGGUGUUCAAUUGUGGACUCUGUGUUUAUGCUGCAUGAAGAAUUCAGUUGCAUAACCAAAUUUUCUUCUUCCUUUCAGAACAAGACAUGGCGACAGAAAUAGAGAAAACUUUAGGUUUUAGUUUUUUAAAAGAUCUCGAAUUUUAAUUUAAUUAAUU